AUGGUGUCGCCAUAGUAGACCCGUAAUUCUGCGUCCGGUUCACGCAAACCGUUGAGUAAAACGAAUUUGAAUGACAAACGGCUGUUUAUGCCAACGCUUCUGGGUGAUUAAAUGAAUUAGAAAUACUAUUACACUGUUUCUAAUCACCAAGGUCGCGCGUGACGCGUCGAUGGGCGUGAACCAAACGUCACUCCUCCAACCGUCGACGCUCGCUCGGCGUCAGUACCGAGAAGCUGAACGUUACCGACCGAAUCCGCCGCGAAGAACCGCCUUCAGCAGCGGAGAUCCAGAUGUGUGACUGUUAAUGCAGGCAAGCGUUCCGCGCCGAUCUCAGGGAAUCACGCGCCAUGGCUCGGGUCGGUAACGGAGCGGACGGCGCGGAACCGGAGGAGGACUGUUUUGAAGAUGCUUUCGAUCGCAUCCCAGUGGCCUCUAAGAUGGACCUGCGUACGUCUAUAGAGGAGUGCAGCAUGGCCCUCAACCUCGUCCUCAACAACAAGUUCUCUGAAGCGCUGGAUCUGCUCAGACCCUGGUCUAAGGACAGCAUGUAUCACGCUCUGGGCUACAGCAGUAUUCUGGCCAUGCAGGCCACCAUGACCUUCGAGCACAAAGACAUCCAGGCCGGGAUGGCCACCAUCAAAGAGGCAUUACAGACCUGCCAGAGGUUCAGGAAGAGAAACUCGGUGGUGGAGUCCAUCUCCAGCCUGAUGUCCAAGCAUACGCCGGACAGCCUGAAAGCAGAGGAGAUGCAUGCGGAGAUCUGCUACGCUGAGUGUUUGCUGCAGAAAGCCACACUAACAUUUGUACAGGAUGAAAACAUGAUCAGUUUUAUUAAAGGAGGAAUCAAAAUACGCACAAGUUAUCAAAUCUACAAGGACUGCCAGAGUUUGUCAAACAUGUCUCAGGGAGUGGGCGGAGACAGCGAGGCCUUCAGACAGUUUGAGGGCGGAGUCAAGCUGGGGAUUGGCUCCUUCAACCUGAUGCUGUCUUUACUACCUGCACGAGUCCUUCGACUGCUGGAGUUUAUCGGCUUCUCAGGGAACAGAGAGUUUGGUUUGUCGCAGCUGCGGGACGGUGCUGGCAGUCACAGUCUCAGAUCCAUCCUGUGUGUCCUGACGCUGCUCUUCUACCAAACUUACGUCUCUCUGAUUCUGGGCACUGGUGAAGGGAAUCUGGUGGAGGCCGAGGCUUUAUUAGAGCCGUACAUAGAGCGGUUUCCACGGGGUUCAAUCAUCCUGUUUUACUCGGCUCGGAUCGCCUUACUCAGGGGAAACUUUGAGAAGGCGCUGGUGAAGUUUCAGGAGUGUAUCUCGGCGCAGCAGCAGUGGCGUCAGAUCCAUCAUCUGUGUUAUUGGGAGCUGAUGUGGUGUCACUCGUUCCAGCAGCAGUGGAGAGAUGCGUAUCGAUACGCAGACCUGCUGUGCCGAGAGAGCCGCUGGUCUAAAGCCAUCUACGUGUAUCAGAAAGCUGCGAUCCUGAGCAUGAUGUCUGAGGAAGAGCUGAAGACGACUGGAGAGGAUGUGGUGGCGCUGUUCAGGCAGGUGGAGGGACUGAAGCAGCGGCUGGCCGGAAAAUCCAUCCCUACAGAGAAGUUUGCCAUCAGGAAAUCACGCAGAUACUCCUCAGCCACGCCAGUUAAACUGAUGAUUCCCGCGCUGGAAAUGAUGUACGUGUGGAAUGGCUUCACCAUCGUUGGGAAGCGUGCGGACGCCACUGAGAGUUUACUGAUCACCAUCGAGAGAGCAGAGGAGCAGCUGCGCAACGAUCCCAACCCGUCUGAGUUUCACCCUGAUGAUCAGUGUCUGGCUCAGAUGUUGAAGGGUUUGUGUUUGAAGCAUCUGGGCCGACUGCUGCAGGCCGAGCUCUGCUUCACACAGGUGUUGAGCAGCGAGAAGCGCAUCCGUUACGAUCACUAUCUGAUCCCCUUCACUCUCUAUGAGCUGGGUUUACUCUACAAGCAGCAGGGAGACUACGCCAAAGCAACGCGCUUCAUCGAGGACGCCAAGUUGAAUUAUAAGGAUUAUUCGAUGGAGUCUCGUCUUCAUUUCCGCAUCCACGCGGCUCUCAGCAGUCUGAAGGGUUCUCCGACAAACUCGCCGUGAUGAAGGACAACGUUCGACCGGACGAUCAGCGCUGACAAUGAAGAACGCAACAAGCACAUCACGACCGUCAUCGCAGCACAAAGCAGCGGCGUAGCGAUCGUAGAACAACAUUCACGACCAUUUCAAACCAAAGUCAUCAGUAACGUUAAACUAGCAUCUGUGUACCUCAAACCUGAACAUCUGAGCACUUAUUUGUUGUCGUUCGUUUAAAUACAGAGUUGUACGUUUGUUCAGCCAAUCAGACGGCUGAAGAAACUCGCUGACGUCCAAUCAGAAAUCAGCUGCUGUAAUGAAUGUAACGUUUUACUUUGAAGACCAAAUCUGUUUGUCCGCUUGUUUCUUACAUUGUGUGCCUCUGUGUGUGUGUGUGUGUGUGUGUGUGUGUGUGUGUGUGUGUGUGUGUGUGUCUGCACGGCCUGUAGAGUGUCAUUUGUACGUCUGUCAUUCGCUGCAAUAAGACUCUUAGAGAUUAUUAUUAUGCUGAUUACAAUUUUAGACGCUCCAAGCAAUUCACUAAAAUUCAUUUGAAAGCAAUAAUAAUCAGCCAACAAUCAUGCUGAGAAAAAACUGUAUAAUUUUUUUUCUAGAAAGGGUUUGUUGUUGUUCACUUUAAACUGUAAUCAUAAAACAGUUUUAUUUUUUAAUGUUUUAAAUGUAGCGGGUGGGACUUUUCUUUUUUUUUUUUGUGCAUGUAUGUUCUCAUUUUAAUGUUUAAUACCAAAUAUGUUGUACAAUAAUCAAAUACAGUUGAUCCUAUUUUACAAACGUAAUUUGUUUUCUGUUUUUUUCUGUUAUUCUGAAGUACACAGCAAAAAAUUACAUUCUUCCUCAGUAUUCUUGUAAUUUUCCAGUACAAAUCUAAAAAUUAUUUAUAUAUAUAUAUAUAUACAAGAUUUUGUUUUGUUUCAUGAAAAAAAUAUCAAAAUUGAGUGAUUUUUACAAUUAAAAAAAAAAGAACAAAUAUUUGCCAAUGGACAAUGCUUAAAAAUAAAUUUGUUUUCCCUUUAAAUCUUUAUUUUUCAGAUAAUAUUUUUUGGUUUUAAUUGUAAAUGAUUUAAAAAAUGUUAUUAAAUUGAAUAUAUAAUAUAAUACCUUAAGUAAUCUUGCGUGUUAAGUAAAUGUGUCUUUAUUUAACACUGUUUAGAUAUGUUGUACUGGAAAACAAGACAAAAAUAACAAUAUGCAUUAUGAAAUUUUUGCCGAUUUUUGAUUUCGUACAAUCAAAAACAUUCACAUUUCUGUGGCUGUUUCUUGAAGCUUGUUGCCUGAUUGUUUCAAAUGAUUUGUGCUUGUGAAUAUGAAUCUCAUUAAACAAGCGCUUGUCAAUGUAUUUACGCUGGAAAAAACCCAUCUAAACAUUUGCUAGACUUGUUUUCAGAGAAUAGCUUCACAUUAUAAUAUAUGAACACUAGGUGCCUUCAUCUAUAAUGUACAAACGUACAGUAAGUUAAUGGCAACAUCUCUGUUCCUUCUGAAUUCAGAUCUACUUGACUCUAUUCAGGUCAUCUGUGUAAUGUAUACUGACCUGUUUGUGAACCACUAUAAAUAAUUAGAGCUCAUAACUAUAUAUUAACUGUUUCACAGCUGCGUAUUAAUAUGCUACACGAUUAGUGAUUUUAAUCAGCCGCGGGUCUGAAUGAGCUCUCUGGGGUUUGCACAGAUGAGUUCAGAAGUGCUGCGAUGCUGUUAUUUGUUGCUCUUAGCGUUUUCUUUGCUCUUUCAGUUGUAUUUGGUCUGAUCAGUGUUUUUUUUUUCUUUCCAUUUCCAUGCUUAUUUUUAUUCCUGCUGUUUAUGGUGCCUGCAGUUUUUAAUAUUUAAUGUUUUUUGGCUCCAGGGUGUUUAGGUUUCUUUUUUUCCUGGUCAUUCACACCAAUAAAAUAGUCAAGAACUUAACACUCAUUGCAUACAAGUUUUUCAUGACUGUUAUAUUUCAUGUCUGAAACACUCCCGCUGACUUCAUAUCAGUUAUGUACAACAAUUUUUUU
Molecule: messenger RNA, 4087 nt
Organism: Onychostoma macrolepis
Lineage: Eukaryota; Metazoa; Chordata; Actinopteri; Cypriniformes; Cyprinidae
Product: tetratricopeptide repeat protein 39B
Exons: 19
Coding region: 348-2102 (584 amino acids)
Molecular function (GO): protein binding
Source: RefSeq, a predicted model, not a curated record